AUGGCUGUACAUCUGUUUGGGGCCUGUUCGUCACCCAGCAUUGCGAAUUUUGUGCUGAAACAGACAGCAAGCGACUUUGGGAAUGGGUUCUCCAAGGGAGCACGGGACACCGUUGCUAACAAUUUCUAUGUAGACGACUGUUUGAGAGCCGAGGAUCGUCAAGAUGCCUUGUUAAGUAAUUUGUUAGAGGUUAAGGAGCUUUGCGAAAAAGGGGGAUUUACAUUGACGAAGUUCAGUAGCUCAUGCGUGGAGGUUUUGUCAUCCAUCCCAAGGGAGUGGUACGGUAAGGGCAUUUCAGGGUUCAUAGAUGGAUCAGGGCCAAAUAAGACAAAGGCAUUGGGAGUACAGUGGGACUUGGCCACUGAUGAAUUGGGUGUCCAGGCAGAUCUGGUUUCAGUUCCAAGGACUAAACGCAGCUUGUUGUCAGCCAUAGCCUUGAUUUACGACCCCCUUGGCAUAUUGGCACCAGUUUUAAUUGAGGGACGGAUAAUUGUGCAGGACUUGUGUAGAUUGAAGAUAGGCUGGGACAGGGGAUUGGACUCCAACACCACUGACCGCAUCAGGGUGUGGGUGAACAAGUUGAAUCAGACCAGAGGGAUAAGUGUGCCAAGAUGCCUAAAGGUUAUUGGGUGGGAGUCAGCUACCCUAAUACAGCUGCAUCUGUUCUCGGAUGCGAGCAUCAUGGCUUUAGGAGUAGUGGCAUACUUGCGGGUCACAGAUCGGUGGGGAAAUGUAUCCUGUAGAUUCAUUAUGGGAAAGGCAAGGGUAGCGCCCUUGAAGGACAUUUCAGUACCCCGCCUAGAGCUUAGUGCAGCUGUACUAGCCGUAAGACUUGGAACCACAAUUCUGGCCAUGAUAGAUUUCAAGGUGGACGAGGUCUAUUAUUGGACAGAUUCAACAACGGUCUUGCGUUAUAUUCGGAAUGAUCAAGCUCGGUACCAAACAUUUAUAGCGAACCGAGUCUCUAUGAUAAGGGAAGGAAGUGAUCAGAAUGAGUGGAGGUACGUUAACUCUGAAUGGAACCCGGCAGACGAUGCAUCACGCUCCAAGCAGUCUGAAAGGUGGAGAACAGGGCCAGGUUUUUUGCUGAAGGAGGAGUGUUUUUGGCCAGCAGAGCCAGCCCACAUGUCCAACAGUGUGGAAGGACUAGAAGUUAGGCGUGAGAUAGGUCCCAAAAGGGCGCAAGUCUGCCAAACAAUUAGCUUCAGGGUUGGGUUGGAUUGUAGGCAGACAGGGUGGCAUAAAAUCAUCCACCACUACUCAAAGUGGAUCCGGCUACUCAGAGCCGUAGGUUGGGUCAUAUUAUUUACCAGGUAUUUAAUGUGCAAACAUAGGCAGCAGCUUAGCGAACUAAACAUGCAUUUGUCUACACAAGUUAUGAGCUUGGCAGAGACUGUGGUUGUGCAGGUAGCACAGCGAAUGACUUAUGAGGUAGAAAUAGCAAGUCUUGAGAAGGGCAGCACCAUCAGGGUUUCCAGCUCCUUAAGAAAAUUGAAACCAAUCCUGAGAAAUGGGCUAUUGUGCGUUGGAGGGAGGUUAUCACUGGCGAAUAUUGCCCCGAGCGAAAGGAAUCCAAUUAUUCUGCCAUAUAAGGGCCACUUGACUGACAUAGUUAUCCAGUAUUAUCACGAGCGUUCCAACCAUAUGGGCAUAAUGUAUGUUCUGGGUCUAAUGAGGGAGAAAUUUUGGUGGUAA
Messenger RNA from Macrobrachium nipponense, 1695 nucleotides. RefSeq lists its product as uncharacterized. Bases 1 to 1695 code for a protein of 564 amino acids. Lineage: Eukaryota; Metazoa; Arthropoda; Malacostraca; Decapoda; Palaemonidae. The record is from RefSeq and is a predicted model, not a curated record. The transcript has a single exon.